This is a messenger RNA of Pseudophryne corroboree (corroboree frog), 1853 nucleotides long. It is a transcript of the gene INAFM2, whose product is annotated as InaF motif containing 2. Lineage: Eukaryota; Metazoa; Chordata; Amphibia; Anura; Myobatrachidae. The transcript has a single exon. Bases 406 to 1281 code for a protein of 291 amino acids. The record is from RefSeq and is a predicted model, not a curated record.
CUCGUCUGCUGUUCUCUUGUGUGUGUUGCUGAAGUAAGCAGCAUCAUUCAGUCCAGGAGUGAAGGGACCAGCAUAGAGAGACCUACAAUGAAUUUGCUUCUUCACAAGCAGGCAGGGAAGAAUCCACGUGCCAUGGACCCAGGCACAGAACUGACAUUCAUUUGACAUUCACUAAAACAGACAGAAGAGUCGUUAGCAUAAAGGUGCAUACUGCACAGACGAAGGAACUUGCAUUUGAUGGAUGAAAUGCUGUGACACAUUACAUCAGAGCUAUGACCUAAAGCAAAGACGCCAGGAAUAAUUCCUUUAUUUCUAAACCUGUGCCUGUUUUAAGAUUUUGUUCUUUGUGGUGAUCUCCCUGCAACAGAGGCCACGGUGGAGCACAGAGGGAAAAACCGGGCCAAUAUGAAGGACAAAGACUUUGUCGCCAAUGUAGAGAGGGGGAAGCCUGCUACAUACACUGGGGACAAGAAAGCAAAAAUGACAGCCAAAACCAAUAAAAAAUGGGUGAGACUGGCAACUGUUUUUGCCUAUGUGUUGUCUGUCUCUCUUGCUGCUAUAAUACUAGCUGUCUAUUACAGUUUGAUAUGGAAGCCUGUAAGAACAAGCGGAGAGCUGGCUCAUUCUAGCCCAAGCCCUGGAGGAGCCUAUAUUUCCAUUUCCAACAAUGCAACUAUUCUGUCUGAUGAGACACUAGUCAACAGCAGUGCAAGUACGAUUUCCAUGGCCAGCCUGCAUCCAGCAAAGCAGGCACGUAACCAGGCAGCGGUUUCCGAAAACACUGAAUAUAUAGGUGCCCCAACACCUGCAGCUCGUGACGCAUCUGCAGCUGAGCUCAGGGUACUUGUGGGAACCCUAAGUGAUAUACCAUCGGUGAAGGCCCAGAUAUACAGCAACAAAGAGACUGUGUCUUCAUCCACAAAUGUAAACACCAAUGCUGGAACGGAGGCCGUAAAAGCAGGCUUUGAAGACAGUGCACCAAACAGCAUCACCUCUACACAUUCACCCCACACAAAAACAGUCACGCCACCAUCAUCAGUAGAGGUGGCACUUAUUCAGACGGACAAAUAUACUACAGGAAUUCCAGAAGAUUUACAAGCAUUUCCAUCUGCACAAGGCAGUACAGAUAUUGUAGACCACUCGCUGACUGAUCAUUUAAAUGAGGAGACGAGUGGAAGUACGGAGUCAUUAAUGCAUCAAAUCAGUGAAUCUGAAAGGAGCCAUGACCCUCUAGGCUACACAGAUAGCACUCCACAUGCAUCUGUUGCAGGAAACCUAUAGGAGUCCAUAAGAAUGACUCUUCAGGGAGCGUACAAAGCCUUUUUCUUACGUAAUGGAAGACUGAGGGGAUCUGUGCAUUUUUUAAUGCUAGUCCUGGCUCAUUGGCUGGCUGUUGCCACUUUCCUGUCCUCUAAAUCGGCAUACUUCUAUUACAGCCAAAUAUUUUGUCCUAGUAGUAGGGCAGGAAUUUUUUCUUAGAUUCUGUUUGUGUUACUGCUGAAAUAAGGUUCUAAAAUGUUCUAACUGGCUCUGGGAUUAUUAUUCAGCAUUCGGAGAAUGAAGGACUCUCUACACAUCAGAUGAAUCGAAAUAUAUUUAUUUUUGUUUAAAAUAAAGCAGGUUUGUUUUGUCGGGAAGGGAGUUUGCUUAGAAUAGCUACAGAUAUUAAAUAUUUAUGUGAUAAUAAAACUCACAAGGAGUGGAGCUCAGGUAUGUUAAUAGAAUGCAUGUAUGAAAUCUGUGCAAACGUCUGUUAAUUUAUUUUAAAUCAGGGUAUGAUGCAUAAGAACAUAUUAUUUUAAGGGCUAUUGACACACAGCAUGGGUAGUAAUUAAAUAUUUUCUUUCAAAUAA